AUGAAACUAGCAGAAAGGCUAAUCAAUAACCACCUUUGUUGGUGGCUCGAAAGGACUAACGUGUUGCCUAACAGUCAGGCAGGAUUUAGAAGUAAUAGAUCUUGUGCAGACAACAUAGCAAUCCUACACUCAGACAUCUGUCGCAAUUGGUAUAACAACAAAGAUACGAUGGUUCAAUUUAAUGACAUCGAUGAAAUUAGACAUGCUAAGAAGGGCCUACCGCAAGGUUCAUUACUGAGUCCUAUUUUAUAUUCUAUCUAUGUCGCUGAACUGGAAAAAUUAUUUCAUUAUAACACUAACGUUAAAAUCUUACAAUACGCGGACGACGUCUGCCUUUAUGUAGCUCAUAAAAAUUUUAUCGCUGCGCUAUCGGAACUGAAGGAGGCGGGCAAUAGGAUUGCUGCUUGA
Molecule: messenger RNA, 408 nt
Organism: Solenopsis invicta (red fire ant)
Lineage: Eukaryota; Metazoa; Arthropoda; Insecta; Hymenoptera; Formicidae
Exons: 2
Coding region: 1-408 (135 amino acids)
Source: RefSeq, a predicted model, not a curated record